Ctenopharyngodon idella (grass carp) is the source of this 912-nucleotide messenger RNA. Its product is annotated as GTPase IMAP family member 9-like. Bases 286 to 912 code for a protein of 208 amino acids. Gene Ontology annotation, molecular function: GTP binding. NCBI's taxonomy places the organism in Eukaryota, Metazoa, Chordata, Actinopteri, Cypriniformes, Xenocyprididae. The record is from RefSeq and is a predicted model, not a curated record. The transcript has 3 exons.
AUUUUUCAACAAUUACUUUCAAUCUUGUACAGAAAUGUACACAGGAGCUCAUGAAAGAAAAGCUUUAGGUUUUGAAUAACUGUCUGUAUAUGAUAUAUCCAAAAAUAGAAUAUUAUGGCAAAGGUGUUUGCAACGUAAGACAAAUGUUUGCUUUUGAGAUGUGUUUGUGAUAUUUUGAAUGCAGUGCUUCAUUUUGCAAGAGAUGUGAAGCAUUUUGCAUUUUGUGUGUCCAAUUCCUGGAUUUGUGUGUAAAGUAAAAAAAAAAAAAAAAAAGAUUAAAAAAAAAUGUCUUCUGAAUCUGUGACUAAGACAUGCCAGAAACAUCAGCAGAAGGUGAAAGGUGGAAGCAUCUCAGUGAUCGACACUCCAGGACUGUUUGAUACAAAAAUCAGUGAAAAACAACUGAAGGAUGAGAUUGAGAAAUGUGUUAACAUGUCUGUUCCUGGUCCUCAUGUGUUUCUGCUGGUCAUCAGACUGGACGUGAGAUUCACAGACGAGGAGAAGAAAACUGUGAAAUGGAUUCAGGAGAACUUUGGAGAAAAAGCUGCUGAUUACUCCAUCAUUCUGUUCACUAGAGGAGAUCAGAUAGAUAAACCUAUAGAGGAGUUUCUGACCGAAAACAGGCAGAUUCAAGAGCUUGUUAGACAGUGUAAAUCCAGAUAUCAUGUUUUCAGUAACAAAGAUAAAAAUCCAACACAGGUUAAUGAACUGCUGGAUAAGAUAGUAAGAAUGGUGAUGGAGAACGGAGGAGAACAUUAUACAAAUGAGAUGUACAAGGAAGCUCUGAAGAGGCAGAGAGAGGAAGAUGAGAGACGGAGGUUGGAAGAAGAAGAAAACAUGAAGAUGGAAAAGAGAUUCAAGAACGUGAAUGAGGAUAAAAACCAGCAUUCAUGGGAGGCAGUAGGAGAUUAA